This is a messenger RNA of Penicillium taxi, 1764 nucleotides long. RefSeq names its product Zn(II)2Cys6 transcription factor. Gene Ontology annotation, molecular function: DNA binding; zinc ion binding; DNA-binding transcription factor activity, RNA polymerase II-specific. The transcript has 4 exons. The annotation marks the transcript as partial. NCBI's taxonomy places the organism in Eukaryota, Fungi, Ascomycota, Eurotiomycetes, Eurotiales, Aspergillaceae. The record is from RefSeq and is a predicted model, not a curated record. Gene Ontology annotation, biological process: DNA-templated transcription; regulation of DNA-templated transcription.
CAUAAUGUGCCUUCUGAUGCAGCCAAGCGAACCCCAUUAGCUUGCCAAGCUUGUCGAAGGCGCAAGACAAAAUGCGAUUCUGGUUAUCCCUGCACCACAUGCGCAGACUCUGGGGAAGCAUGCGUACGCAAAACUUCCAGUGUGCAGCUGGUCGUUCAAUGUGCGCGAUCGUGGAGUGAAAAAUUAAUUGGAGAGGAAAUGAACCCGCCACUAGGAAACAAGAAAAAUGCUACCGAGUUGAUUUCGACUGCGGAAUUUAUCACGGCGCAGGUCAAGGCAACUGAUUUUGACCAUUUCCAUCAAGCAUGGCCAUGGAUUUAUGUUCCUACUUUUGCACCUGACAAGCAGAAUACUCUGCUGACUAGUGCUUUAGCAAAUCUGUUUAUAUGGAUGCAGAAUGCCAACCACCAUCAUUUUGUCCCUGAUGCAAUCAAUCAGAGGUUGACCCUAGCAUUUAUGCCGAAGGCAAUGGGGAAUACAUUGACUGGGAAGCCUGCAGAUGUACCCCUACAAACUUUGCAAGCUUUAGUGACAAUCUUAACUUAUGCAAUUUUGAAUGAGGCUCAGACAACAACAUUGACUUGGGUGGCACAGUGGACGGAUAUCUUUAUAUCCACAUUUCGACGAAUUAGGGCCCUGGAUAAUCGAUGGCCCCUAGAGGGCCAACAACAGUCAAACGAGGAGUGCUGGGUUCUUAAAGAGCAGAUGAAGCGGCUAGUUUAUACUGUUCUGAGAAUCGAUACAUAUCUGUCCCUUAUCUUAGAUCGGCCCCCAACGAUGCGAUAUCAGGAGAUUGAAUUGCCAUUACCCGUCUCUGAAGAUAUUUGGAGGGCCGAAAAAAUGGAAGCCGGAGCAAGACUACACUGGCAUGGGCCGACAGGGCUGCGCUGCGCCUUCUCCACAGUUAUUCGGGACGGACUCGAGAGACAAUUUUCUGAGACAGGAUAUAUACAAAUGCCUCACCUAUCCCUUGAACACGAAAAUCUCAGGCUUUGUGCGUUUUUGUCGGAGCUUUGGGGUAUUUCCCGAGAGGCUCAGAAUGAACAACACCUGAACUAUCUAUCACCCAAGAUGAACCGUACUUCGGCGCGUGUCAAGCUGUGGAAGGGAUACCUCCACAAUUGGUGGGUGCACAUAGGAAAUACCGACAAACUGGAAGAUUCGUUCUUUGCGGACGCUCCUGCUGACUGGCAUCCUUUCCUUGGUCUCAACCUCACAUUAUACCACCUACUCUGCUUGAAAAUGUUCGCGAAUUUACGAAUGCUAGAGUUCAAUAAAUGCAGCAUUUAUUGUCGAGAAGCAGAUAUCGACAAUGCGACCACCACCUGGGCUCAGUCCACUGACGGUCGACAAGCAGUAUAUCAUGCCGUACAGCUGAAAUGUAUCUAUGAGCGCGAGAAAAUGCUUUACAACUUGAAUAAUCAUCAGGUAUCUAACGUCUUAUGGCCUAUUGGCCUGCUAACCAGUGCAAUUGUUCUCUGCGUUUACAUCAAGGUGUCUGGUGUAGCUGAAGGGGACGCGAUGAUCACAUCUGGGGAAACUAUUGAGUUGACCCAGUCACGACUAGUGGAUACGCCCGAGUUCGAUCAUUGGAUUUCUGAAGGUGGUAUGGCAACUAUGGAUGGGGUGCCGUUGUAUGCGUUUUCGGUACCUCUAUUUUCGUCGUGGUAUCAAGAACAGCUAAAAACUAGUCCAUUGUAUUCUUCACGACUUGCUUCCUUUCUGCUCACGUUAAAGAUAUCCUACUCCUGCUCAACCAACUAG